Penaeus indicus is the source of this 1160-nucleotide messenger RNA. Its product is annotated as pupal cuticle protein 36-like. Lineage: Eukaryota; Metazoa; Arthropoda; Malacostraca; Decapoda; Penaeidae. The record is from RefSeq and is a predicted model, not a curated record. The transcript has 2 exons. The coding region runs from base 6 to 1043 and encodes 345 amino acids.
CCAACAUGAAGCUACUGAUCAUACUGCCAGUGCUGGUUGCUGCAGCGUCUGCAGCGCUUCAGACUUACUCUACCCCUGAAGCAGGUCAUGAUGGACACUCUGGUGGUGUUCCUCUUCUUACAGGAGCUGGGCAUUCAGCUGGCGCUGGCCACUCUGCUGGAGCUGGCCACUCUGCCGGAGCUGGCCACUCUGCUACCGCCGGCCACUCUGCUGCAGCCGGCCACUCUGCAAGUGUUGGACCCGCUAAUGGUGCUGGAUUUGCGGCAGCAUGUAAAGAAGGUGAAGUCCUGCACGUAGAUGGUACUUGUGUUACCCCCGAAAUUAAUAGAAAGGUAUACAUUUUCGACGUACCUGAACAACCUAAGGAACCUAGUGGUCCACCACCUGUCAUUCCUCCACCUCGUGUUGACCACAAUAUCCUCUUUGUGCGUCUACCUGAAGUAGGACCUGGACCAGAGCCUAUCGUUCUUCCUCCGCCGAGGACAGAAAACAUCGUGUACGUCCUCAACAAGAAGACCGAAGUGGGUCAGCGUGUAAUCGAAGUACCAGCUCAUCCUCACUCCAACCCAGAAGUCUACUUCGUCAACUACGAAGACGGAGAAAAUCCAGCUCUUCCCAUUGGUGUCGACCUUGAGACUGCUCUAAGUGCAGCCGCCGCAACAAGUGGUCAGAUUCUCGGGGGAGCCGGAGAAUUCGGUGGAGCUUCAGGCGCUGCCGGAAACCUUGGCGGAUUUGGUGGAGCCGGAGGUGCUGCUGGAGGCCAUGGUGGAUUUGAUGGAGCCGCAGGGGCUACAGGAGGCCAUGGUGGAUUUGUUGAUGGCACUGGAGCUGUCGGAGGCCAUGGUGGAUUUGCUGGGUCCGUUGGCGUUGCAGGAGGCCUUAGUGGUGGCCACGGUGGAUUUGGUGGCGUUGUAGAAGCGGCCGGAGGAAGUCUAGUCAGUGGUGGUUUCGAUGCUGAUGAUAGCCAUGAAAUUAUCAUUGGCGUACAAGCUACGUCUCCGACUAUUGCGCCUACUCCUUCUGGCGUGUAUGGUACACCCUGAUAAAAAUCAGCAAAAAUAACUGACGGUAAAUGCAUAUUUAUAUAAAUGUAUAUUUAGAUAAGUGAAUAUAUUCAUUAUAUAUGUAAAACAUAUAUUACUACCGAAAUAAAAUCGAUA